UUCUUAUUUCUGUCAGAAACUGGGUUUUGUUUUAAGUCAUCGCAGCAAGGAGGGGCUAUAGGUUCGGGUCGGAGAACUCGAGAUCUGAUUCAUAAUUUGGAGACCCUUUUGAAAGAGGAGGACUUCCUUUGCUGUAAUUCUCUUCGUUCUCCAUUUGGGUUCCUUGGAUUUUGUGAGGCUGUCUUGCAGUUGGAACCAUGGCGGUCGAGGUUGCGGGAUUUGAGAUGGUUCAAGGACCAGUGGAGAAUGGUGCUGAAGGAGGAAAACCUGUUUUACAUGAGAAGGAGAAUGGGAAGCUGGAAAAAGAUGUAGGAGCUGUGGAGGCCAUCAAAUUUGGGUCACAUGGAGAUGAAUCGGCAAAAGGGAAUGAUGUUUCUGAGGUGAAUGUGCCGAGAGAUGCUGCCGAAGAGUGGCCUGCACCUAAGCAGAUUCAUUCUUAUUAUUUUGUCAGGUGGCGGCCUUAUGAGGAUCCAACCAUAAAGUCUAAAAUUGAUGUGCUUGACAAAGAGAUUACCAAGAAAAAUCAAGCUCGCUUUCAGAUCACUGAAGCACUGAAGGCAAAGCGGUCAGGACGAGCCGAGUUGAUUUCUCAAAUCAAGUCUCUAAGAGGUGACAGUAGGCAAUUUCAGAGUAUUGUGGAUGAGAAAAUAAAAGAGAUCGAACCUUUGCAGCAAGCACUGGGCAAGCUGCGCAAUACAAAUAAUGUGGGCCGGGGUGGUUUGUGUUCAUCUGAGGAGGAACUUAAUAGUGUUAUAUAUAGUUUGCAGUACCGCAUACAGCAUGAGAGCAUUCCAUUGACUGAAGAAAAACAACUCCUCCGAGAAAUCAAACAGCUUGAGGGGACAAGGGAGAAGGUUAUUGCCAAUGCUGCAAUGAGAACCAAGUUACAGGAGUCUAUGGGGCAGAAAGAAGCCAUUCAAGAUCAGGUCAAGCUUAUAGGUGGGGAUUUGGAUGGAGUAAAGAAAGAGAGAGAAGCAAUUCGGUCCAAAAUCAAGCAAAUCGAUGAGGCCCUGAAAGCCAUUGACAAGGAUAUCCAGUCUCUACAGGAGGAACUGACAGCCAUAUCUCAGAAAAGGGACAAAUCUUUUGAGAGCAUGCAGCAGCUUAAAAAACAGCGUGAGGAGGGGAAUUCCUAUUUCUAUCAAAGUCGAGCAGUUUUGAACAAAGCACGGGAUCUGGCUGCAAAGAAAGAUAUCAAUGCUCUUGAUGAAGUUUCACAGACAGAGGUUGAGAAAUUUAUGGCACUCUGGAACAGUGACAAAGCAUUCAGGAAUGAUUAUGAAAAAAGAAUUUUGGCCUCAUUGGAUAUGCGUCAGUUAAGUCGGGAUGGACGGAUGAGGAACCCGGAUGAAAAGCCCUUACUGGAAGAACCAAAACUUGCUGAAGCUGAAGCAAUAGCAAAAACUGUUCCAAAACAGCCAAAGGAGGAGCCUAAGCCUUCUCCACAAGAAACUUUGCCUGCUCAGAAAGAAUCCAAAAGCAAAGGGAAAGAUUUGAAAUCCAAACCAGACAUUAAGGAUUCAGCAGUAACUGAUGAAUAUGAAUUUGAAAAUCCCAAAAAGGUGACCCCUGCCAAGGAGCCUGAAAUUGAUCCUGCAAAGCUGAAAGAGAUGAAGCGUGAGGAGGAAAUUUUGAAAGCAAAGCAGGCCCUGGAAAGAAAGAAGAAGUUAGCUGACAAAGCUGCAGCCAAAGCAGCAAUCAGAGCACAAAAGGAAGCUGAGAAGAAGCUUAAGGACCGUGAGAAGAAAGCAAAGAAGAAGGCUUCAGGUGCUGCUGGAGUUGUUGCUAACCCUGAGGAUGAACCAAAAGAUGAAGUUGCUGAGACUACUGAAGCAGAAAAGGUUGACGAUGACAUUCAAGCCCCUGCUCCUGUGAAGGAGAAGGUCCAAAAGGAGAUUGGUAUCAGGUCCAGGAACCGAGCAAGAGGCCCAGAUUCUGUUCCAAAAGUCAUUCUUAAGCGUAAGAAGUCUAACAAUUACUGGGUGUGGGGUGCAGCUGCAGUUGCUGCUUUGUUAGUCCUCCUUUUGGCAGUGCUUGGAUACAUCUAUCUUUUCUGAGAUGUUUAGAUGUAGAAGGCGGGGUGGCUAGGUUUGUGAAGUAGCAUAAGUUAUAUUCAUGUUCUAUACACCCUCUUGAGAGAAAUAGAUCAAACACUUUGUUGUGCUUAGCUCCUGCGUUGGGGAGAAGUUGCAUGAAUACUACUUUUUAGCUUGACUUUGUACUUUUCAAAUUUUGUUCAGUUUUCAUGAGAUGUUACCGGAA
This is a messenger RNA of Vigna angularis (adzuki bean), 2262 nucleotides long. Its product is annotated as proton pump-interactor 1. NCBI's taxonomy places the organism in Eukaryota, Viridiplantae, Streptophyta, Magnoliopsida, Fabales, Fabaceae. The transcript has 8 exons. The record is from RefSeq and is a predicted model, not a curated record. The coding region runs from base 198 to 2057 and encodes 619 amino acids.